AUGGCACCGGCUAUGUCGACUCUUUCGGACCAGGGGACGCAGUCGCGCGAGCGUCAAUAUGGACAAGAUGAGACGGAUGAUGUGGCAGUGCCCUCGAGUCCUCUUCUCGAGCCAAGAGCGAAGUCGCCAGCUGGGUUGAGGGCUCGGUUGGGCUUGAGUGGUGUCGCUCGGAGAACCCUUGGUUUUAGCCUGUUGCUAUUAACGGUGUUCUUGUGGACAAUGUACAACUUUAUCGCCAGUUACAUGUUCUCCGACGAGACGUAUAAUAAGCCUUUUUUCGUUGUCUACCUCAACACCUCAGUAUUCGCCAUCUCGUUGAUACCCAAGUUCUUCAAGUACCUACGAAAGACCGGCUUUCACGGACUCCGACACGAUGCGAACCAGCUUUGGAUCGAUUACAAGCACGGCACAAAUUACACCAAGACCAUGCAACAAACCGAAGACGAGCAGGCUGCCCAGAGCUUGAUAGCGCAGGGAUAUGGAAGUACGGGGAGUGCAAAUUCAGAGGAGAAUUUGACGUUCAAGGACACUGCUGUUCUGAGUUUUGAGUUCUGCAUGCUUUGGUUUCUGGCAAAUUACUUCUCCUCGGCUUGUCUUGAGUAUACAAGCGUCGCGAGCGUCACUAUCUUAACGUCGACGAGUAGCGUUUGGACCCUCAUUUUCUGCUCCCUUUUCGGCAUUGAACGCUUCUCGACAGCCAAGAUUCUAGGUGUAGGAGCGUCUCUUGCCGGCGUCAUUCUCAUCUCGACGGUGGACCUGUCUGGCAAGAGUGACGAGGACCGAGGGUCGUUUCCGCAGAAGUCUCCUUCGCAAACUGCUCUAGGAGACGCUCUGGCACUUUUGAGCGCCGUCAUAUACGGUCUUUACGUGACGGUGAUGAAGCGCAAGGUUCCGAACGAGGACAGGGUUGACAUGCAGAUGUUCUUUGGACUUGUUGGAGUCUUCAAUGUGGUUCUUCUGUGGCCUCUGUUCUUCAUCUUGCAUUGGACAGGUUUAGAACCAUUUGAAUUACCGCCAAACAGCACAAUCUGGGGAAUCAUUAUUUUCAACGCGAUAUCUUCAUUUAUCAGUGACAUUUCAUGGGCGCUCGCUCUACUCAUGACGACACCUUUGGUGGUGACAGUUGGCCUAUCUCUGACGAUUCCUUUGUCUUUGAUCGGCGAAAUUCUACAAUACUCACAAUAUUCGAGCUUCACCUACUGGAUAGGUGCUGCAGUUGUGUUUAUUUCAUUUAUCGUGGUCAGCCGAGAAAGCCACGAUGGGGAUGAUCUUAAAAAGCCCGACGAUCUUGAGAGGUCAGCGGGAGUAGAAUCGGUAUACCGAUCAUGA
Molecule: messenger RNA, 1329 nt
Organism: Fusarium sp. VM40
Lineage: Eukaryota; Fungi; Ascomycota; Sordariomycetes; Hypocreales; Nectriaceae
Source: the annotation of a GenBank genome assembly